AUGGUGCCAGUUCCAGAUGAUCUUCCAGAGAUGGAAUACAGAUAUCUAGGCCCAUCUGGUCUUCAGGUAUCUGCCAUCUCUCUCGGUGGUUGGCUUACUUAUGGCGGACAUGUUGAAAAUGAAAACACUUUCGCUUGCAUGAAAGCGGCCUAUGAUGCCGGAAUCAACUUCUUCGAUUGUGCCGAGGGAUACGCAGGCGGAGAAUCCGAACGAGUAAUGGGUGAAGCCAUCAAGAAAUUCGGCUGGAAAAGAAAUGACAUUGUGAUUUCUACAAAAAUAUACUGGGGCCAAGCCAACGGCGAGAAAAUCGUCAACAACAUCGGUCUCUCGCGCAAACGUAUCAUUGAAGGCACCCAUCUUGCGCUUGAGCGUCUACAACUCGACUAUGUAGACCUCAUCUAUGCUCACCGACCUGAUCGCGCUUGUCCCAUGGAAGAAACCGUCCGAGCAUUCAACCACCUCAUCAACACCGGCAAAGCAUUUUACUGGGGAACCUCUGAAUGGACCGCCGCCGAAAUCGCCUCCGCGCACGCCGUCGCCCACCGCCUCAACCUCAUCGCCCCCAUAAUGGAACAACCCGAAUACAACCUCCUCUCGCGGGCCAAAGUCGAAGGUGAGUUCCUCCCCCUCUACAACGAAUUCGGACUCGGCCUCACCACCUUCUCCCCCCUAAAAUUUGGUUUCCUAACCGGAAAAUACAACACCGGCAUCCCCUCCGACUCGCGUCUGGGCACCUCAUCAGACAACUUCGCCGCGCGCACCAAAGCGCGAACCGGCGACGAAUCCUGGAAAGCCGACAUAGCCGCCGUGGAAAAACUCAUGCCGGUCGCAGAGAGACUGGGUAUCAGUAUGGCGAAUUUGGCCAUGAGUUGGGUGCUGAAGAAUGAGAGGGUCAGUAGUGCGAUUACCGGGGCGAGUAAACCCGAACAGGUGUUUGAGAGUGUGAGGGCGCUCAGGAUUAGAGAGAAAUUGACGCCUGAGAUUAUGGCGGAGAUUGAUGAAAUUUUGGGAAAUAAACCCGAGGCGUUGACAAAGAGGUAUGUUUAG
This is a messenger RNA of Sclerotinia borealis F-4128, 1047 nucleotides long. The record is from the annotation of a GenBank genome assembly. NCBI's taxonomy places the organism in Eukaryota, Fungi, Ascomycota, Leotiomycetes, Helotiales, Sclerotiniaceae.